CUCCGAUUAUUUCUUAUUUUUCGAGUGUCGCAAUAGUAAUCGCAAUAAUAAAGGAAGAACAGGAGACGGGGGUGGGAGGGAGAGCAGUAGUGGAGUAUUCAUGGCGUUUUUCUUUUUCUCUCUGGGUCUCCAUUAAAUGCAGUUGAAUUGAACUAUUGCAGCAGUUGGGAAAAGAAAGAACGACAAGACCUUUCUUCUUCUCGCUUCUCACUUCUUCAAUCCCUGUCUCUGUACUCUGAUCUCUCAUUAAACCCUCCUGCACCGUACUCUUUAAUUGCGCCUGUUCCGGAGCCAAGUGAGGAAGGCCAGAGCUUUUUCUCCCCUUGUUAUCCACAUUGAUUGAACUCUGCAUUUGACGAAAAGAAACAGAGUUUUAGCUCAAGAAGAGGCAGAUCAGUGAGACCUUUUUUUUCAGUGGUCAAUUUCCAGCUGAUUCCCCGCAUUGCUAUUGUUUGCCAGAUGGGUGUUGUGAGUCAUCGUUUUGUUUGACAAGGGCUUGAUACUCGGUCUAGAGAGAUGAGGAUGGAUAGGGAAGAUGGAAAGAAUGGAGGAGGCUACGUUGGUGGUUUCUUUCAGCUGUUUGACUGGUCUGGAAAAUCAAGGAAGAAGUUGUUCUCGAGCAAAUCGGACUUACCAGAACGAUCGAAGCAAGGGAAGCGAAGUGAUGGAAACUUGCCAAUGACACGGCUCCGUCUGAUGGAUGACGACGAGAAUGGAGGAGGACCAUGUAGCAUAAGAAGUGGUGGCGACUACAGUUGUGCUUCUUCAGUCACAGAUGAAGAUGGAUAUGGAGGAGCUAGGCCAGCUGGAGCUAUAGCAAGGCUCAUGGGGCUCGAUUCCAUGCCAACAACAUCCAGUUUCCUGGAGCACAAGGGCACCACCGCGUUUUCCGAUACUCAGUCACUACGUGAAUCGUCUUCUCACAGUAGCAGAAAUCAAUCCGCUUACUACCAUCAUGACUACCACAGCAUGUACUCAGGCGAGCUGCUCCAUAGGCCUCAAAAGGCGGUAAGCAGGCCUAUGGAGAAGUUCCAGACCGAAGUCUUGCCUCCCAAGUCUGCUAAAUCCAUCCCUAUUACUCAUCAUAAACUUCUCUCACCUAUAAAGAGUGCCCAUUUCGUACCGAGCCAUUCUGCUGCUCACAUAAUGGAAGCCGCUGCUAAGAUCAUCGAGUCUAGUCCGCAAGCUCCUCCUCCCAAGUCAAAGCUCUCUUCUUCUUCUUCUUCUUCAUUGGCACCCUUGAAAGUUCGCAACUUGAAGUCGAGACUUGAAGCCCGUGAUCAUGCCAAGGAGAAAACUGCUUCUAGGAAGCCUGCUGAGUCGAACGCUGCUAAGUGCUUGAAAGGCCAACCUAUGAACAAGAGCUGGAAUGGAUCAACAGUUGAUGCAGCAAGUACUUUUAGGGUUUCCCAUGAGCUGGAGGAAGGACCUUCUUCGUCUUAUGGUCAAAAAAGCAAGGGGAAAUCCGUGUCACUUGCUGUCCAAGCAAAGGUUAAUGUACAACAGAGAAGAGAAGGCUUGACCUCGAGAGGUAAUCGGGGUAUAGUAGUAGAACAGCAACAGCAACAACAACAGCAGCAGCAGCAGCAGCAGCAGCAGCAGCAGCAGAAAGAGCGACCAAGUGGUGAUAUGGCAACAAGCCAGCAGCCAUUCAGGAGUCAACUAACAAAUUUCCAGAAGACAUCAUCUAAGAGGUCUUCUUCUCCACCGUCUCCAGUACUUAGACAGAAUAAUCAGAAACAGAAUUGCUCAAUGGAGAAAGUUAAAUCGUCCUCAAAACCCUCCAUUUCAAGUGUCCAGAGUCGAAAAAUAAACACAGGGAAUCCUUACGAGCGACCCAAAGCUUCAGGAAAAUCUUCGACCGGUUAUAAAUAUGGGUCCAGGAAAUCAGGCACAGAUGAAGGUCAUUCAUCAAACUACUCUAUAAAGAAAACUCCUCCAAGGAAGAAACGGGCAAUAGACAACAUGUUGAUUGACAGAAGCCCAAAGGAUGAAGCGGAGAACUUUACUUGGGCGGCAGAAGAGAGCAAGAGGAAAGGAAGUGAUGUCGUUUCGUUCACAUUUACAACUCCUCUUGCAAGAUCUUCAUCAAUGCCUGAAACGCCAAAUCCUAGUAAGCGUUUCUUGAUCGACUCGGAAACCAGGAAGUUGUCUUCAGGGGGAGAUGCUUUGACUUCGCUAUUGGAGCAGAAGUUGAGGGAACUAACUGAUGCUGUCGAGUCUUCUAGCCGCAAUACCAUUGGUAAAGUUGGAUCAUCUGAAGUUAAGGAAUAUCAGAAGCAGCAGCUACUACCAUGUCGAGAGAAAGUGUUUGGAGGCUAUGGGGCUAGCUCGUUUUCACCUGAUCCAGUGGCAUAUAGAUUCAAACCCAUAUUUAAGCAGGGGGGAGUUGAUGCAAUGGAGGAAUGCAGCAGCACUAGCAGCAAAUAUUAUGAUCAUGAAAAGCUGCUUGAUUGCAGGCGGCCAAGCCCGAUCUCAGUUCUUGAUCACUCCUUCUCAACUGAAAGCAGCUGCACAUUGGAGAGCAUGGACAGUAGCAGUACAGAAGGCAAGCAGUGCUCGUCCUCUAUUCAAGCACAGCAAGUCCUUAGCUUCACUUUCCCUAAGAAACAUCACCAGCCAUAUGCCGAUGCAGAGCUUCUUGAUUCAGCUUCAUCUACAAGCUCCCAUGCAAACACAUUACCAGACUUCAAAAAACCAAGUAACUGGGAGGGUGAAUACGUGAAGAAGAUGCUUGUCUAUCUGGAUUUGAUGUUCCAUGACUUUGCAAUCGGUAGGUCCAGUGAGGUCGUGAACCCACACCUCUUCAGUCAGAUAGAGAAAAAUCAAAAUGAUUCGUCGAAGCUUGAAAAGAAGGAACUGUUCGACUGUGUGAGUGAAUGCCUGGACUGGAGAUGCAGGAGAUACAUCAAUGGAGGGUAUAAAGCGUGGGAAAAGGGAGUGACAGUCAUUGGAAGAAAAGACUGGUUGGCCGAAGAAGUGCAGAAAGAGAUCGUGUCCUGGAGAAAGAUGGGAGACUGCAUGGUGGAUGAGCUUGUGGACAAGGACAUGGGAAGCCAAUAUGGUAAUUGGCUUGACUAUGAAGAAGAUGCAUUCUGUGUUGUUGGAAAAGAGAUUGACGGGCUCAUACUCGAUUCGUUGGUUGAUGAAUUGGUUGCCGAUAUCCAGAAGCACCCUUGAUCCAGCCGGCGUAAGUUUGAAGAAGACGGUUACUCUGUCAAUGAUGUGUCAAAAUCUCCGCUCCAUUAGUUCUUCUGCAGUUCUAAGGAAGUAUUGGUUCUUAAAAACCAUGUCUUGAUUGCUUUUUGGCUUUCUAUAUAUAGAUAAAGGGUUGGUAUUCAUGAAAGAAAAUAUAGGCAAAGGGGUAUGUCAGAAUUGCAGCCAAAUUUAUUUCUCCUUCAGACCUGGAAAGUACCUCUUUUUCAGAGAUUCGUUGAACACCCAACAGACUUGAAAAUUGCAUCUUGAUUGCUUCUUGUCUCUUGACCUUUUACACAUACAAAGGCUUUGCCAAAAUUGUGACCAGCAGACUGCCAUGACAAACAGAGACAAUCUGCAGCCAUUUUGAUUUGAGACCUGUUAAGUGUUAAGUACUUUUUUCAGAGAGAUUCAUUAAACAGCAAACAGUCUUAAACAUCAUACCUUAAUAAAAGGGUUAUUGAAACUUGUAAUCAAAGCAUUGAGAGACCAAGAUGAAGGACGCAAAAUUUGCAGCCACUUAAUUGAUUCCUCUUCCAGAGCAGGAAUGUACCCCUUUUGCAGAGAGAUCCAUUCAACAAAACUGUCAUGCUCUUGAUUGCUCUGUGGCUAUAACAUGAUUAAAUAGACAAAACACAAGACCCAAAACUGCAGCAAUUUGAUCCCUGUCCUCUCUGAAACGUGGAAAAAGUACCCUUUUCUCUCCUCAGAGAGAUUCAUUCAAACAACACCUAAUCAGACCUCUAUAGUCUCUAUUUACAAAUAACCAUACAUAAAGCUAGAGUAAUUAAACAUAUAUAUGUGACUACUAAAGAUAACAAGCUAACAAACAAGAUAAUCCAAUCCAACUUGUUCCCACCAUUCCUUCCUUCCUUCAUCCCUUUUAUUGCAGCUGUUCAUUGCCAUCCAAGAGCCAAGACAAAAUGCUGCUGUCGCCUUCAUCCCAAUGAAUGUUCUGAAUCUCGUCUCCUCCAGUGAUCUGGUCCCAGUCCAGCCAUUCUUCCUCCGCCUUCUCCUCCCCCUGAUCAUGAUGCUCACAGUUACAGUUAUUACUGUUACUAGCACUGCUGCUACUGCUUUCAAUUCCUUUAUUACUCUCACUCUCAACCACGACCCUUUCACUAUCACAACCAUUCUUCAUUCCCCCACUAGCCAAAUCCUCUUUCCCCUGUCCUUCUCCUCCAUCUUCACUGCAAUGAUGGAGUUUACUCUUAAGCCGGUUCAUUUCACUGUCCAGCCACUCAUACGGUCCCAAAACCCCCUCCUCUUCUUCACCUCCCACAACAACUUCCACGUUUCCAUCCAAUUCCAUCAUCAAUUCUCCACCGUCGAAACCCAAAUCCCCGCCGCCGUCACCUUCGCUCCCAUUCUCCCCGGCGGAGGUAGUGAUCCCGCUCACCGGAGCCGCAGUCUUCUCGUCUUGGUUCCGGACGGGAUUCUCAGAUUUCUCCUUCGCCGCCGCCGCAGCAGCAGCCUUUUUCCGCUUUCUGCUGCUGCGCGCGGCCGCCGCGGCGCCGACAUCGUCGACGAAGGCGGUGGUGGUGGAAGAGGAGGAGGAGGCGGUGGAGGAGGCGGAGGAAUCGAAGGAGGCGGAGCGGCGGAAUGUGUAAAUCUUGCGGCUCAAAUGAGAGUUCCAGUAAUUCUUGAUCUCGUUGUCAGUUCUUCCCGGUAAUUGGGCCGCGAUCACUGACCACCUAUUGCCAAGGGAGCCAUGGAGCUUAACGAUGGUCUCUUCUUCUUCCUUGCUGAUGUUGCCUCUCUUCACAUCCGCCCUCAGGUAAUUAAUCCACCUCAGCCUGCAACUCUUCCCGCACCUCAACAACCCAGCGUUUUUGGGGAGGGAGCGCCAUUUGCCUUCGCCAUUCUGCUGAAUGUAAGAGGUCAAGAUCUGGUCUUCUUCGGCAGUCCAUCUCCCUUUCUUCAGCCCAACUUUCUCGCAGCAGGGCGCUCUCCCCAUGACUGCUGCAGCAGCAAAGCUUACGAGAAGGGGGAAAAAGCAGAGUGUUUUUUGUUUUUUUUUGGGACAAAGGGGAAAAAAGCAGAGUGGUAGAAGUAAUAAUAAACAGAGGAGUGAAGAAGUGGACA
Molecule: messenger RNA, 5283 nt
Organism: Linum tenue
Lineage: Eukaryota; Viridiplantae; Streptophyta; Magnoliopsida; Malpighiales; Linaceae
Source: the annotation of a GenBank genome assembly